AUGGAGCCUAUUCUAAACAACUUCAAGGCCGCUUUUUCUCAAGGCAAUGGCUACGCCAUGGCAAAUUGUUUGAUGCCAGCUGCUCCUAAGGAUGAUGCUGGCCUUCUUUAUGGGUUCUACCGCAGUACCAACCACUUCAGCGUGCAGAGUGACAUCCGAUCCUUCCUCACGUAUGACUCAAGAGGUCUGUUUGUAUCUAAGCAAGAAUCAGGCCUCUGGGUCGAUGUCUUUGUAGCCUAUUGGAAAGCCAUUGGAGACAUCCUACACGCAGAGGAAGCAUCCAAUCAGACCAAAGGCCCUGGAGCCGACUGGAACAAGGUCUAUGAGUCCUGGAAGGACAUGCUGAACGCGCUCCUGCGGGGCUACACCAAUUCCACCUUUCCAGCCUGGUCAAUCCCUUGUCUCUACGUCGCUGCAAAAUAUCUAAGAAUCUUCGCCAUCAAAGCCGAUGAGCAGACGGAAAAAACCAAAGGCGCCGUGACCUUCAGCCAAGGUCUAUCGGAUGAUCUUGUCAGCUCGGUUGAGAAGAACGAGAAGCUUGAAGAUGCGACACGCCAGAUCAACCGUAUCUACGGGAUUUGCUCGAAUGAUCGAGCCCCCAUGGAGGAGUCAAGAAAAUGGGGCCUUUACUACUUCACGAAUCUCAUGUUCAAAUGUCAUUUCAAGCUCAAUUCAAUCAAUCUCUCCAAGACGAUUCUCAAAUCCUUAACGGCGUCAGCGGGGGAUAUGCCUCCUUUGCACGCAUUCCCCAAGUCACAUCAAGUAGCCUUUCUCUACUAUACAGGCGUCAUCAGUUUCCUGGAAGAGAAUUAUGAGAAGGCGGAAGAGAAUCUCACAAAGGCAAAGCAACUUUGCCACAAGGACGCCCGCAAGAAUCAAGAGCUCAUCAUGACCUACCUAAUCCCCUGCCACCUCCUGACAACUCACACCCUCCCCACCAUGGCGCUCCUUGGUCCUUACCCACGCCUCCAGCAACUCUUCUUGCCACUAGCAGUCUGCAUCAAGAAAGGUGAUCUCGCCGGUUUCGACGCUGCCCUCGCCGCCAGCGAACGGGAGUUCGUCAAGCGGCGCAUAUUUCUCUCGAUGGAACGUGGCCGAGAAAUCGCCCUCCGCAAUCUCUUCCGGAAGGUCUUCCUUGCUGGCGGAUAUGAGCCACCCAAGGAAGGCGAGACAGGCACGAACCGAGUGCGCAGGACGAGGAUCCCGUUGAACGAGUUUACCGCCGCGAUGAGGCUGAGCUUGAAGUUGCGGUCGGAAGACGAGCUUAGUCGGGAUGAGGUGGAGUGCAUGUUGGCCAAUCUGAUAUACAAGGACAACCUCAGAGGUUAUAUCGCCCGUGAUGCAGGGAUGAUUGUGCUCAGCAAGAAAGGCGCAUUCCCUGGCACGGGGGUCUGA
This is a messenger RNA of Eremomyces bilateralis CBS 781.70, 1395 nucleotides long. Its product is annotated as phospholipase A2. NCBI's taxonomy places the organism in Eukaryota, Fungi, Ascomycota, Dothideomycetes, Eremomycetales, Eremomycetaceae. Gene Ontology annotation, biological process: poly(A)+ mRNA export from nucleus; post-transcriptional tethering of RNA polymerase II gene DNA at nuclear periphery; transcription elongation by RNA polymerase II. Gene Ontology annotation, molecular function: double-stranded DNA binding; RNA binding. The record is from RefSeq and is a predicted model, not a curated record. Gene Ontology annotation, cellular component: transcription export complex 2. The transcript has 4 exons. The coding region runs from base 1 to 1395 and encodes 464 amino acids.